Messenger RNA from Actinia tenebrosa (Australian red waratah sea anemone), 2980 nucleotides. Its product is annotated as RWD domain-containing protein 2A. Gene Ontology annotation, molecular function: protein binding. Lineage: Eukaryota; Metazoa; Cnidaria; Anthozoa; Actiniaria; Actiniidae. The record is from RefSeq and is a predicted model, not a curated record.
CGUGUAAUGGCGGACGAAGUAGAAGAUGUUUUCAUGGAUAGUUUACAAUUACAGCUCUCUGAAGUGGAAAUGCUGCAAUCGAUGUUUCCCAACGAGGAGGAAUUUCGUUUGGAAGACCCUGGGGUACUAGUUGAUGUACAGGAAUUCAUUUCAAGAAGGUCUAAAGUCCUUCCUUCACGAAUAAGCUUCUUCCUCACAGUGGAAUCUGAAGCAAAACAAAGAGAUGAUGAAUCAAGGUCGUUGAAGAAUGGAGCCUUUAUUUUUGAAAUGUACUGUAGUCUCCCACAUGAUUAUCCAAAUGAAAAACCAGAAUUAUAUGUAAGGUCGCCGCAGUCUAUAAACAGAGAAAUACAGAAAAAGCUGAACCAGGAAUUGAAGGACUUUCUUUCAACUUUGGACCCAGGUGAACUUUGUAUUGUCCCUGCCAUCCAAUGGUUACAAGAAAAUUCCCUAAAUUACGCAGAGAUGUGCUCAAAGCAAUGUAACAAUACCGUAGAAAGUUACCAUAGUGUUAAAGAUGAUGGACAGUUUGUAAGAAUGUGGAUGUACAUGCACCAUAUUUACAGCAAAACCAAAAGAAAAAUUAUUUUGGACUGGUCUUCAGACUACAACUUGACUGGGUUUUCGUUGCCAGGCAAGCCUGGGGUGGUUUGUAUCGAGGGUGACGAAGCUAAUGUUGAAGAAUAUUACUCAAAACUAAGACGUUUAAACUGGAAAAAGAUUACCUGUCGCCACAGACAACUUGGAGAAAGUAAUCUAAGUAUUGAUGUGCAAAGAGUUUUUAAAGGUUUUAAAGAAUUAGCCUUUGAUGUGCAUGGCACGAGAGAGGGUCAUAUGGACAUGGGGCAAUUUUUUCAAUAUUUACAGAAACACCAUCUCAGUGAAGUGUUUCCCAUUUUAUUUGGAGUAGAAGGAAAGUAAGUAUGGGAAAGUAUGAGACAACUAUACAAAUAAUGUUUUUAACAUUUUAAUAGAUCCGCAAAUCAAAUAAGCUAUAAUUAUUUUUCAAGAUAUAUUUAUAUCUCAAGCUCGCUACUUUUUUGGUUUAAGCAAACUGCCCCAAACCCUAGCAAAUGAAUACCAAGCAAAGACUUUAUUUCCCCUUCAGCUAGUAUGCUAGCACUAGCAAACAAGUAUAUUUAGAAUAUGCAGAUAAUAUUUGGAAUAGUCUACCAAUAUGUCUAUGCAUAUGGCCAUCUAAGUUAUUUUGAAUCUGGGAUUCCCAGGAAUCCAGAAUUCUCUCAUUCCUCUGAUUCUGGUAAGCUAUUCUGUGGUUCAACUCCCAAGACAUGCUAGUAACAGAAUUUUGGACCCAGGGAGCUUUAAAGCACUGUGGUGCAUUAUAGUAACAGCAAAAGACAACACAGGCCAACUAUAGAAAAGUCUAUAGGGCAAAAGCUAUUUUUUUCUAACAUACUGUAGAAUUAAGGAAUAUAAGAUGAGCGCACAUGUCUCUGUACUGUGACAUACGUAGCAUGCUGGGAGCUGUGGAGCACAAAACAAGCUUAGGAACAUGAGGUAUAGCUGAGUGUUCUCUUGCUUUUCGAGUGCUCUAUGGCUCAUACUGUUUUUAUCACAGUAUGACAUAAGCAGCGAUUUUAUAUUGCUUUCAAAAAUUCAUGAAUAAUUAAAGACCCUUUGAACCAAUUGAAGCGACCAUACCUGUCACAUGCAUGGAUCUUAAACCCCCUAAAUACCUCUUCAUUAGUUUUCUUUAUAUAAGGAAUACUAAUCAAUGCUAAUGAGGAUGACUUUAUCAUAGAUAAAGGUACAUCCAGGCAUAGAUCCUCAUCAAGCUCAGUCUCACAUAAGAUCAUGGAUGACCCACAAAAUAUCGCCGAGUAGUGCCCCUGUCUUGAGUUGGUCAUGCUGUCUUCAAUUUUUGGGAGCCUUUUUUGGACUCACUGAGCAUGACAGUGAUGUACAAACCUCACUGUGCAUAAUAUUGAUGUACAAACAUCUAUCAAAGUAGAAAUCUCUAUGUUUGCGACAUGUAUGGUAGCUGUAAUUCAACCAAAGGUUUGUGAAUUAUACCUAAGUUUUUGAAGCAGUUCAGUGCUUCAGGGUCCCAUUUCAAAAUAUUUACAAACACUUGUUACAAAGGGUAUGACAUCUGAAAAACCCUCGUUACAAAGGGUAUGACAUCCAAAAAAAAUCAAGUAGUUUUUGCACUACAGCUAAAUAAGACAAUAUUCAAAAAGAUUAUGAAUUCAAUUAUAUUAAGAGCUGAGAAGAACAGGGAGAAAGAAAACAAAUCAGAAAAUUUAGGGAGAAGGGGGAGCCAACAUGACAAGUGAGAAAAAAAUUAUUAUCCAGUUCAAUUUAAUUAACAUUUUGCUGAAGUUUGUCAAUUUUUGGGGAGAGAGAAAUAGCUGAAAAAAUUAUGGAGGGAGAAAAAUGGCUGGAAAUAAUUUAAAAUACUUGUUCCUUUCUGCUCUGUCGAUCAAGUAUUCACAACCUUUUGGUCUUUAGACCUCCAAGGUUGAUGCGAAUAGCCUUUUUAAACAGUUUGGAUGAAUUAUUUUUUUCUUGUCGUUCAUCUUCGUCAUUGAUCUUCUCCUCUUCAUCUCCUUCCUGCUCUUCAUUACUUUCACCCCCAUCAUCCAUAUCAACUUCAGUUAAACCAUAUUCUCCUGCAACAUCCCCAAGACCGGCUUCUGCAAGCAAACCAAAAAAUACAAAGUUAUGUCACCUAAAAUUGGACAGGCCAUAAGACUACAUUGCAGAACCAAAUGCAAACCACGAAAAAAAAGAAAAAGAAAAAAAAAAAAACGAAACGAAAAGCAAAAAAACAAAAAAAAAAAAACCCGAGUAAACAUAAUAAACUAGUUCAAGAUCUUUUAAUCCGACGAAGGACUAGCGUCCGAAAUGUCAGUAAGUUUUUUCAUCUUUUCACGGUGCAUAAUCUACCUUUUUAUCAUUACUAGUUCAAGAUAUGAGAACCACAAAUCAUUGAAUAAAUUGAAAUAAGUUAAUUGAA